Messenger RNA from Pseudocercospora fijiensis CIRAD86, 1089 nucleotides. RefSeq names its product C-type lectin. The transcript has a single exon. Bases 1 to 1089 code for a protein of 362 amino acids. The record is from RefSeq and is a predicted model, not a curated record. NCBI's taxonomy places the organism in Eukaryota, Fungi, Ascomycota, Dothideomycetes, Mycosphaerellales, Mycosphaerellaceae.
AUGGUACUGCAUCUGCUGGGUAAGAAGUCUUGGAAUGUAUACAACAGCGACAACGUCGAGCGCGUGCGACGGGAUGAAGCAGAGGCCAAAGCGUGGGAGGAAGCUGCUGAGCAGCGCAUGCAGGAGGAAGAUGCACAGCGUAGGAUAGCUUUACUGCGCGGUGAGAAGGUGGCACCGUUGGUCGAGGACGUUGAACCGCCGAAGCAAGACGACUGGCGAAGAUUCAAGCACGACGAUACGUAUGACAGGAGAGAUCGCAAGCGGAGACGGCUUCGAGGCGAGGAUGAUACGGAUCGCGAUAUACGAUAUGCGAGGCAAGACACAGACACCGGGAGCCGGGCCACGCAGGAAUUGCUGAAGAGGAAGGACAAGGAAGCGCCGCUGCAAGAUCAUGCUGGCAAUAUUCAGCUCUUCCCAGCUCCGGACGAGAAAGCCAUUCGGGCUACGCAGAAGAAUGAGGAGGUGGAGGCGGAGAAGGCGAAGAAGCGGAGAAGGGAGGAAGAUCAGGUAACGAUGCGCUUCAGCAAUGCAGCUGGAUAUCAGAAUGGCAUGCAGAAGCCUUGGUAUGCGGAAAGCGACAGGAAAGUUUCGACCACGAGCUCCGACCCGAUUGAGUCACGAAAUGAGCUGAUGCUGGCGGAGCUCAAAGGCAAAGACGUCUGGGGCAAUGAAGAUCCACGACGAAAAGAGCGAGAACAGAGUCGCAUCUCCUCCAACGACCCUUUCGCGGCGAUGCAGUACGCGCAGAGGCAAUUGAAGCAGAGUGAGCGGGACAAGGAGGCCUGGCACAGGAGACAGCAAGCUGAGAUGGAGCAGUUGAAGCUAGAGCAAAAACGCGAGAAAGAUGAACGGCGGCGACGACGAAACGACGAUGAUGAGGACAGUCUGAAUGGCUUCAGCCUGGACGCGCCGGUCGAAGAGGAGCGUGGUCGUGAUAGACAUCACAGGCAUCGGCACUCGCGACAUCGAAGUCGUUCGAGGGAACGCGAGCAUCGGCAUCGACACGGCAGUCGAAGCCGCUCAAGAGAUCGCGAGAGGCACAGCAGUCGGCGGCAUCAUCGGCAUCAUGGAGAUAGAAAGCGCGAUUGA